CUUUUGGAGACUAAGUCUCACUAUGAGGGUUAGAAUGCCUUGAGCUUCUGGACUCAGGAAAUUCUCCUGUAAUAGCUUCCAAGGGCUGGGACCACAGGACCUCUUUCCUCUGCAGAUCAGAAGCUGAGAUCUCCUGAGUACAGACACUGGCAGAGCAGGCUCCUUGACCCUGACCAUGCUUCCCAUGGACUCCUGGCCACACUCUCCUCACAGUGUCCUGCUAUUGACCCUGCUGCUGGGACUUACAGGAGCAGAUAGGCGGGAACUGAAGGUGAUUCAGCCUGAGAAAACAGUUUCUGUCCUUGCUGGAGAUUCAGCCAUUCUGAACUGCACUGUGACCUCCUUGCUCCCUGUGGGGCCAAUACGGUGGUUCAGGGGUACAGGACAAGGUCAGCACAUUAUAUACAGUUUCUUAGGAGAGAGUGUCCCCAGAAUCACAAAUGUCAAAGAUGUCACAAAGAGAAACAUCCUGGACUUUUCCAUCCGUAUCAGUAACGUCAUGCCUGCUGAUGCUGGCACCUACUACUGUGUGAAGUUCCAGAAGGACACAUCAGAGCUUGGGAAAGAGAUUCAGUCUGGGGGAGGCACCACAUUGUAUGUGCUUGGAGCAGCUAUGCGGGAGCUGAAGGUGAUUCAGCCUGAGAAAUCAGUUUCUGUCACUGCUGGACAGUCAGCCACUCUGAACUGCACUGUGACCUCCCUGCUACCUGUGGGGUCUAUAAGGUGGUUCAUGGGAAGAGGACAAACUCGUCGUCUUAUAUAUAGUUUCACAGGAGAGCGGUUCCCCAGAGUCAUAAAUCUCACAGAUACAACAAAGAGAAACAACCUGGACUUUUCCAUCCGUAUCAGUAAUGUCACCCCUGCUGAUGCUGGCACCUACUACUGUGUGAAGUUCCAGAAGGACACAUCAGAGCUUGAGAAAGAGCUUCAGUCUGGGGGAGGCACCAUGUUGUAUGUGCUUGAAUUGAAGACUUCAGAUUCUGCUAAAGUCCUUGUAGCUGUGCUUUUUGGACCCAAACUGCUGCUGGUAAUUUUGGUCCUUGCUGUGUACAGGUACAAGAAGCAGAAGGCCUGACUGUUACUACAGUAAGUGGAAGACAAGAAGUUCAUGGGAAACAUCAGUCUACACUUAUGGGAUAGAAUUUAGACAUUUCAGAUGGAUGUAACAAUGACUGUUUCUGCUCUGGCCUCCUUGUGACCAAGAAGAACAGACUCAGAAGAUUGUAUGAUUCAGGACCUAGGCUGAGAUAACAUUUUUAUGACAUGGGCAUCUCAUCCACUCAGGACAGGAAUGUUAGGGGGAGAGAAUGUUCCAUGGACACUGGAGCACUAAGAUAAUGUAUAAAUGAUGAGGAAGCUAUUGAGUGAGAGGUGAUUCUCCACAGCUCUUCCUUGCAUCCUCUAUAACACUGGAACCCUGAGUAUCUGGUAUAGAGGUUCAGUCUAGAAGAAGAAGCUGGUGAGAAGCCAUGGAAAACUGCUCCUAAUGAUUCACUUACAAGGACAACCUCAACACAGAAUUUCUUUUUGUCCCUCUGCAUCUGCAUUGUUAUCCCAGGGCUUUGAUGCUGUGUGCAUAUUGGAUUCUAUUCUUGGAGUACUUAUUGUCAUUAUUAAAAUAAUCUAAAAAUGGAUUUAAAUUUCAAAGAUAAUCUACCCUGGUGCAAAGAAAAAUUUUCAGUACAGGCAAAGUGUAAAUCUCAGCAACCUCAUGGAAAAGAAAGACCAUUGAAAUAAAAUAGGAAAGCAGCCUUUUUGUUUCAGAAGGCAUAGAUGUCUGACCUCAGGAAGGAAGGCUUACCCAGCUGAACCUUAGCAUUGCAUGUAGGAACCGUGCUGGAGUGGGAGAAUUCUAGGAAGGAUAGGGUAGUGUAUCAAGUAAUGGGAAAAAUUAUUUUGACUUCUUUUGUUAUUGAGACAAGAUCUCACUAUGUAGCCUUGACUCUUCUGGCACACACUAUUUAGACCAGACUUAACUUGAACUCAUUAAGAUUGGUUGGCCUUUGCCUGUCACAUUAUGAGAUUGAUUGUGGGUUUCACCAUUACAUUUAUUUAGGAAAAAUUAGUCAAAAUAUCCCUUUACUGUAAUGUAAGAGUGUCCUUUGCCUGAUGCACCAAUGGGGGACCAUGCAUGGAGAGGGCCUAGACUCCCUGCUGGCUGAUUAGCAGCUCAGUAUCUAUGUGGAUCUCUUAAUGAGGGGAUCAGGGGCUGCCUCUAUCAUGAACUCAGUUGACUGCUCUCUGACCACUGGCCUCUGAUGAUGCAGCCUUGCCAGAGGAAGAGGAUUCAGGCAGUCCUGAAGAGAUAUGAUAA
Meriones unguiculatus (Mongolian gerbil) is the source of this 2314-nucleotide messenger RNA. Its product is annotated as tyrosine-protein phosphatase non-receptor type substrate 1-like. NCBI's taxonomy places the organism in Eukaryota, Metazoa, Chordata, Mammalia, Rodentia, Muridae. The transcript is spliced from 6 exons. The record is from RefSeq and is a predicted model, not a curated record. Bases 176 to 1075 code for a protein of 299 amino acids. Gene Ontology annotation, cellular component: plasma membrane. Gene Ontology annotation, biological process: positive regulation of phagocytosis; positive regulation of T cell activation.